This is a messenger RNA of Lemur catta (Ring-tailed lemur), 3410 nucleotides long. RefSeq names its product matrix metallopeptidase 15 (gene MMP15). Gene Ontology annotation, biological process: extracellular matrix organization; collagen catabolic process; proteolysis. The coding region runs from base 185 to 2203 and encodes 672 amino acids. NCBI's taxonomy places the organism in Eukaryota, Metazoa, Chordata, Mammalia, Primates, Lemuridae. The record is from RefSeq and is a predicted model, not a curated record. Gene Ontology annotation, molecular function: zinc ion binding; metalloendopeptidase activity. The transcript is spliced from 10 exons. Gene Ontology annotation, cellular component: extracellular matrix.
GCAUCGGCCGAGGGGAUCUGAGCGGCUCCGGCGGGGACCCGGAGCCAGAGGUCCGCCGCGCGCCCGGCCGGCCGGGAGCCAGGGAGCGUCGCAAGUUUCCGAGGCGCGUGCGAGGACCGGGCGCCCGCGAGCGAGCGAGCGAAGCCAGCGUGCGGCGCCUCGGGCCGGGCUGGGAGCCGAGAGCAUGGGCAGCGACGGGAGCGUGGCCGGACGGCCGGGCCGGACGGGUGGUCCCCUCGGCGACCGGGAGGCAGCGGCGCGGCCGCGACUGCUGCCGCUGCUCCUCGUGUUUCUGGGUUGCCUGGGCCGCGGCGUAGCGGCCGAGGACGCAGAAGUCCACGCCGAGAACUGGCUGCGGCUCUAUGGCUACCUGCCCCAGCCCAGCCGCCACAUGUCCACCAUGCGCUCCGCCCAGAUCUUGGCCUCAGCCCUCGCGGAGAUGCAGCGCUUCUACGGGAUCCCCGUCACGGGCGUGCUCGAUGAAGAGACCAAGGCGUGGAUGAAGCGGCCCCGCUGUGGGGUGCCAGACCAGUUCGGGGUGCGCGUGAAAGCCAAUCUGCGGCGGCGGCGGAAGCGCUACGCCCUCACCGGGAGGAAGUGGAGCAACCACCAUCUGACCUUCAGCAUCCAGAACUACACAGAGAAGCUAGGCUGGUACCACUCCAUGGAGGCGGUGCGCAGGGCCUUCCGCGUGUGGGAGCAGGCCACGCCCCUGCUCUUCCAGGAGGUGCCCUACGAGGACAUCCGGCUGCGGCGGCAGAAGGAGGCCGACAUCAUGGUACUCUUUGCCUCUGGCUUCCACGGCGACAGCUCGCCGUUUGACGGCACGGGUGGCUUUCUGGCUCACGCCUACUUCCCUGGCCCCGGCUUGGGCGGGGACACCCAUUUUGACGCAGAUGAGCCCUGGACCUUCUCCAGCACUGACCUGCAUGGGAACAGCCUCUUCCUGGUGGCAGUACAUGAGCUGGGCCAUGCACUGGGGCUGGAGCACUCCAGCAACCCCAGCGCCAUCAUGGCGCCAUUCUACCAGUGGAUGGACACCGACAACUUCCACCUGCCCGAGGACGACCUCCGGGGCAUCCAGCAGCUCUACGGCACCCCAGACGGUCAGCCGCAGCCCACCCGGCCUCUCCCCACCGUGACACCCCGGCGGCCGGGCCGGCCAGACCACCGGCCCCCCCGGCCGCCCCAGCCACCACCCCCAGGCGGGAAGCCAGAGCGGCCCCCAAAGCCGGGCCCCCCAGCCCAGCCCCGAGCCACAGAGCGGCCCGACCAGUACGGCCCCAACAUCUGCGAUGGGAACUUUGACACAGUGGCCGUGCUUCGCGGGGAGAUGUUCGUGUUCAAGGGCCGCUGGUUCUGGCGAGUCCGGCACAACCGCGUCCUGGACAACUAUCCCAUGCCCAUCGGGCACUUCUGGCGUGGUCUGCCCGGGGACAUCAGUGCUGCCUAUGAGCGCCAGGAUGGUCGUUUUGUCUUUUUCAAAGGUGACCGCUACUGGCUCUUCCGAGAAGCGAACCUGGAGCCCGGCUACCCCCAGCCACUGACCAGCUACGGCCUGGACAUCCCCUACGACCGCAUCGACACGGCCAUCUGGUGGGAGCCCACGGGUCACACCUUCUUCUUCCAAGAGGACAGGUACUGGCGCUACAACGAGGAGACGCAGCGUGGAGACCCUGGCUAUCCCAAGCCCAUCAGUGUCUGGCAGGGGGUCCCUGCCUCCCCCCGAGGGGCCUUCCUGAGCAACGACGCAGCCUACACCUACUUCUACAAGGGCACCAAAUACUGGAAAUUCGACAACGAGCGCCUACGGAUGGAGCCCGGCUACCCCAAGUCCAUCCUGCGGGACUUCAUGGGCUGCCAGGAGCACGUGGAGCCAGGCUCCCGCUGGCCCGACGUGGCCCGUCCACCCUUCAACCCCGACGGGGGUGCGGAGCCCGGGGCGGACGGUGACAGCGCCGAGGGCGAUGCAGGCGGCGAGGGGGACUUUGGGGUGGGGGCGGACGGGGACAAGGACGGGGGCAGCCGCGUGGUGGUGCAGCUGGAGGAGGUGGCGCGGACGGUGAACGUGGUGAUGGUGCUGGUGCCCCUGCUGCUGCUGCUCUGCGUGCUGGGCCUGACCUACGCCCUGGCGCACCUGCAGCGCAAGGGCGCGCCCCGCGUGCUGCUCCACUGCAAGCGCUCCCUGCAGGAGUGGGUCUGACGGCCCCCCCAGCCCUCCUGUCCUCACGGUGCUGGGGGCCUGUGGCUCCGAGAUGGCUCCAGGGCCUCCUUCCGCCCCUGGGUGGGGACCCCUCCGAGCCCUCAAACAUCCGGUGGUCCUGCCCUCCUUAUUUAUGCCCAGGUUUUUGUUUUUUUGUUUUUGGCACCUUAAGUGAGCAUUUGUUUCUGCCGUCCUGACCAGGGCAGGGUGUUUAGAGUUUUCUAAAUGCAGUUCUGCUCCAGACAGGGAAUUAGGCCCUCGUCCACCCCUGGCUUGGCCACGGCCAGGGGAGCACAGGGGCAGAGGCCUGCAUUGGAGCACGGUCUGCCUCAGCCUGAGCCCCAGGGCCAGCACCGGGACUCUGUUUGCCAGGUGGGAGACUGGUCAGCCCCGCUGGGUCCCGUCCCCCCUGAGUCUGGCCUUGGGAAGAGCUUUUCGCCCAGGGGAAGCCCCAAGGUGACGGGGAGGGGCCCGGGAGGUGGGCCACUGGCCCCUGAGUCGAGUUGAGGCUUGGUUCCUCCCUGGUGCCCUCUGACAGCUCCAGCAACCCUGAGGACCCGCCCCGGCCCAGACAGCCCCCAGCUCCCAUGUGCCCCUUGGGCCCACGUCUCCUUCCCUCCCUGGAGAAGGCCCCGGGCCUGCCUUACCGAGGACCAAAGGGAGUCUGCCAGGGCCCCUCCCCCAAGGGUAGUACUGGCCUCACCGCAGCACAGACCAGGUGUGGGGUCUUCCCUCCAGCUCCCUGUCCCCCAAGGGACUUAGAAGACAGACACUGAUGGGGACAGGCCAGCAGCGCCCCCCAACCCCUCAUGCAGACUGUGGAACCCCCAAAGGAGCCCAUCGUGGCCAAGAGGCUCCCCUCCUGCUGGGCUCAGCCCCGAGGGCGGGGAUACUUCCUUCCCGUUUUCCCUCCCAGACCAGGCAGGAGGCCGAGGCUGGUGGGAAAUGGUACUGUAGGCCGGCUCUCUCCUCCGCCCCCCACAGCCUGGGCAAGAGGGGUACGACCCAGAUCCCUGGGGGGCAGGGGGUUCUGCCGGCCUCUCUCCAAGUGGUGGCUUCUCAUGGCCGGCACGGACGUGGGUCCCCCACCUCCCCCCACCUCUGCAGAACGGGAGAGCCAGCCGAGGGGUGGGCGUGGGGGCCCAGCGUCCACCCACAUACAUGUAUGUCUGUAAAUAAUCUACACUGAUUAAAGUGUACAGCCGGC